Messenger RNA from Brassica oleracea var. oleracea, 1047 nucleotides. Its product is annotated as adenylate isopentenyltransferase 8, chloroplastic. Gene Ontology annotation, molecular function: AMP dimethylallyltransferase activity; tRNA dimethylallyltransferase activity. The record is from RefSeq and is a predicted model, not a curated record. The coding region runs from base 34 to 1008 and encodes 324 amino acids. Gene Ontology annotation, cellular component: mitochondrion. The transcript has 2 exons. Gene Ontology annotation, biological process: tRNA modification; cytokinin biosynthetic process. NCBI's taxonomy places the organism in Eukaryota, Viridiplantae, Streptophyta, Magnoliopsida, Brassicales, Brassicaceae.
ACAUAAACAACAUUUGUCUCCUUCCGGGUAGACAUGCAAGCACUUACCUCUUCCUUCGUCUCUCGUUCCCUCGUCCCUACCACUCCUAGGCGACAUCGAGUGCGACCACUGUCAGUAGCUCCCAUGACCGUUUGCAUUGACCAAUCACGCAAGGAGAAAGUGGUUGUCAUCAUGGGAUCUACCGGGACAGGAAAGUCACGCCUCUCAGUCGAUCUUGCAACCCGUUUCUCCGCCGAGAUCAUCAACUCUGACAAAAUGCAAUUCUACAAGGGGUUGGAGAUCACGACGAACCAAAUCACUAUCCCUGAGAAAUGUGGAGUCCCUCACCAUCUACUCGGUGAACUUCCUGUGGAUGGCCCCGAACUAACUGCCUCGGAGUUCCGCUCUUUGGCGUCGGGGUCCAUCUCUGACAUGACCUCUCGUGGGAAGCUCCCUAUAAUAGCAGGGGGAUCUAACUCCUACAUUCAUGCCCUCCUUGUUGAACAUUUUGACCCUGAAACAAAUCCAUUCUCUAAACCGUUGAUACCUAUCGAGUUGAGGUACGAUUGCUGCUUCCUCUGGGUGGACGUCUCAGUCUCAGUCCUGUACCACUACCUCUCAAAACGUGUCGACCAAAUGAUGGAAUCAGGGAUGUUCGAGGAGCUCGCCGAUUUCUACAACUCUAGAGACUCCCGGUCCACAACCCGAACCGGGAUUCACAAGUCUAUAGGAGUACCGGAGUUCGACCGGUACUUCGGAGUCUACCCGCCGGAGAAAAACGUCAAGGUGUGUGGGUGGGACCCAGCAAGAAAAGUUGCGUACGAGGAAGCAGUUCAGGAGAUCAAAGAAAACACCUGGAGGCUUUCAAAGAAGCAGAUAGAUAGGAUCAUGAAGCUGAGAAGCAGUGGUUGGGAGAUUCACAGGUUGGACGCUACGGCAUCAUUCAGGGCACAGUCGAGAGAGGUUUGGGACAAGAACGUUUUGGAGAAAAGCGUCAAGAUAGUGAAACGCUUCGUGCUCGAAGACUAGGUGUUUCAAUUUUUCUAUCAUUCUCCUCAUAUUAUCAAU